UAAUAGGAGCGUGAGGGCAGCUGCCACAGCGUCCCUCACGCGCAGUUGCUCCGCAAUCCUCAAAACACCGAUCGCGAAUACGGAUCAAAAGACAUCCAUCUGACUCUCUUGGACUCAUCUUCUCCGCGACGCGACGGAACAUCACCCAUCAUCAUUCACAGGCGUAUCCAGCCUACAUGGCCUCGUCCGUGAGCGGAGCGGAGGAAGGGCGCGUGUCGGCGUUGACGCCCCUUAAGUUGGUGGGUCUGGUGUGUAUUUUCCUCGCGCUGUGCCUGGAUGUAGGGGCCGUGCUGAGUCCAGCGUGGGUCACCGCGGAUGACCAGUACCACCUGUCCCUGUGGGAGUCGUGCUGGAAGCCCGCUUCCUCCGUGACCUGGCGGUGCAGCAGCACGUUGGGGACCGACUGGCAGAUCGCCACAUUGGCGUUGUUGUUGGGUGGAGCGUUCCUUAUCCUCCUUUCCUUCCUGGUGGCUCUGGUGUCUGUCUGCAUUCGCUCCAGGAGACGGUUCUACCGACCGGUCGCAGUUAUGCUCUUUGCGGCAGUGGUUCUACAGGCUUGCUGUUUGGUGCUGUAUCCCAUCAAGUUCAUCGAGACCAUCAGUUUGAAAAUAUACCACGAAUUUAACUGGGGCUACGGUCUGGCCUGGGGGGCCACCAUCUUCUCCUUUGGAGGAGCAAUUCUCUACUGCCUGAACCCCAAGAACUAUGAAGAUUACUAAACCUGCUACAAUAUCUCCAAUACACUUCAAUGUCCUCACUCUUUGUAUAGCAGCUCAUGCACUGAACAUUUGUUCUCUUUGCGGAACUGAUCUUGACUUUGCAUACACACAAAGAAACACCCUUAAAGCGCAGAGCGAUGCCAAGCUGUUAGAUAUGGAUGUAAAUUCAGUAUAUUUUAAGGCUUUUUAGCAUCCCAAUAUCCCACAUUUUCAAUCACCAUUCUCCUCUAUCCUUUACUCUCGCAUGCCAUGCAAUUAAACCCUAUCAUUAAAAUCCUAUUUAUUUUUCAGUCUGUCAUUUUGAUCCACUCUCUCUCCUCAUGUCAUUCAAACACCUUCUCUGAUCUUCAUUUGACUGUCCAGAUGUUAGGCUCUUCACAGGAAUACUGUCAGUCUGUGGUGGGAUCUGAUACAUGGCAGACAGAAGGCUUCUACAAAUCUGACAGAAUCAAACAACACCCUGAUUGACAUAGAGUCACAGUUCUUACAGUAAACAUUCUUUAGAUGGCAAAUGAGAAUAUAAAACUGAAAAAUCAUAAAAUUAUUUGAAAUGGUAAGAAAUAUUACGUUAUUAGUUCAGUAAAGGCAUACUUUGCUGGGGAAAGUAGGACUUUGUGUGGGCACCUCGAUGACAGAUGUUACAUUUGCAUGUCCCAUAGGCCAAACAGAAGUUAUCAUUGUAAUAAAAGACUGGUCAGGACACUUAAAAAGACCUUCACUUAGCCAUAGAUGUAUAUAUCAAAGCAAAACUGCCCUCAUGAAAUGGUAGGAUAAACUGAGACUGAUGUUAUGUUAAGCACAUAUCCUGUACAUACAGUAUCUCAUGGAUCGCAACCUUUGUGCACAUCUGAAAAUAUCUUUCUGAGAUCUUCAUUUCACAUCUUCAGUUUACAAGAGAUUUGGUAGAAAAUACUUUGCAUUGUAGAAACAUCUAGGUCUUGUGGUGUAACCAAGCUUUGCAGAUAGACUAGUUUUUGACUGAUAUGCAGAGAGUGAUCUUUUUAGUAUUAUUUUGCGUAAAGGUAGUUAAGGACAGACUGUAGGGUUGUUUCACAGAACUGUCAGUCUGGGGCCAGUUGCAUAAAUAGCCAUUAACUUAAGACUUCUUCUAACAAUUAGUCUAACUAGCUAAAGAUGCCAUAGAAAGCAUGUUGCAUUAAACAACUCACAGUUGUCUUUAGUAAGACUUUCUAUUUCACACUGUAUUGUGGGAAAAGUGAGACACUAAACAGCUUUAAAAAAAAUGGCCAACUGUGGACACUCAAUGCAGUUUUCAUUGGCUGAAAAUAUUUGCUUAUUUGAGGAAUGCAAUGCUUCAAAAUUUAUUCUAAUUAACAAAUUUAGUGAUUUUAACCCAGAUAAUAAAAAUACACAAGAAAUGUUGUUACCAUCAUAGAAGUCUUCUACAAAGUCUCAAAUGAAGCCCCCACUGGCUCAGCCGACAGUUAUAUUACAUGGAAACAUGGAAUGUAAACAGAGGUUAGCCUGGGGGUCUUACAUUUUGGUCUUAAAUUAGACAAAGUUCUUAUGCAACUGACAGAAAAAGUUAAAACCAACAUUUUAGAUGACUAACUAGUAAGGCUAGUCUAAGUAAGCUGUAUGCAACCGGCCCUGUUGUGUGCAUGUUUGUGUUUGAAUGGGGGUGCAAGUAUUAUUUUUGAGUGUAUGUUUUGAGUGAUUGCGUGAUUUCUGUUUGGGUUUUACUGUCCCAAAUACAGCUGUGACAUACUGUACUAAUUUAUAAACUAACCAAAUAAACAGAUAAAAACAAGGAUUUGGUAUAAUCAUUUAAAAUUAGGGGGACUGGGAGUGGGGGUGGUAGAAACUUCCCUUAACAGAAGGGUAAAAUUAUAGAUUUUCUGAUUAAUUGCAGUCUUCAUUUGAACAAUCCCUAUAUAUAUAUAAAAUCCCACGAUUGAAAGUUUA
Messenger RNA from Myxocyprinus asiaticus (Chinese sucker), 2645 nucleotides. Its product is annotated as transmembrane protein 47-like. Bases 177 to 719 code for a protein of 180 amino acids. Gene Ontology annotation, cellular component: cell-cell junction; membrane. The transcript is spliced from 3 exons. Gene Ontology annotation, biological process: cell-cell adhesion. NCBI's taxonomy places the organism in Eukaryota, Metazoa, Chordata, Actinopteri, Cypriniformes, Catostomidae. The record is from RefSeq and is a predicted model, not a curated record.